Molecule: messenger RNA, 2184 nt
Organism: Saprolegnia parasitica CBS 223.65
Lineage: Eukaryota; Oomycota; Saprolegniomycetes; Saprolegniales; Saprolegniaceae
Exons: 5
Coding region: 1-2184 (727 amino acids)
Source: RefSeq, a predicted model, not a curated record
AUGGGCAAUGUCCUGGGUAAUCUCUGGAGUGCUCUGACCGACACGGCCUUCUAUGCGCUGGUCCCACCGGACGUCUUUGGCACGGAGCAUUGGGUCUUCGUCGAGUGUAAGCGCAUUGCCUUAGCCUGGCACGUCCGACCGAUCCCAUCUGGCCGCGCAAUGGCGUCGAUGCACGUUCAGCCGAACCUCCUUUCCGCAAGCGUCAAACCCUGCAUGCUCGUCUCGAGCUUCCGCGAGCAUAUUGUGUCCAAGCGCGAAGCAGACGCGGGCGCCGCGACGUACAUCUUGUCGUACGUCUGCUAUGCGCUUGCCGGUACCUGGAACUACGGCUUUGUCAUGGGCAGUCAGUGGCGAGAGGCCACGGGCUACGAGCUCGUCAUCAAGGCAGACACGGGCGCGGUCAUCAUUCCCUUGAACCACCCGACGUUGAUUGUGCUGACUCUAGCCGGCUACGCGUUGCGGCCCUUCGAUGCGCUGCCGCUGGCGUCGCACUCCGUCGCGGCAGUGCAGACGGACACGGCGACGAUUGUGGGCCACUUUCUUGCCCAUGGCCGUAACGCAGGGCUCGACUACGCGGCUCUCGAUCUCUUGAGCGCGCAUUUGUCACCGCCGCCGGUAACCGACAUGCUUUUGCCGUGCAUCUUUCUCGACGGGACGCAGUGCGAGGUCCUGAAGACACGCGGGCACUGCGACGACCAGUUGCUGGCGUGGUACAUCCGCGCGACGUCGACGACACGACUGGACAAGCGUCCGACCAAGUUGAUCAAGUCGUAUCAAACCAACGAUGCGGGCACGCUGACGGCCGCCGACGUGCCCGACCUCGAGCGAGCUCGAGUGGGCGCAAUGCUCCAGACGACCAAGCUUGCGACCAUUUUUGACCACUAUGGCGGCUUUCCACCGUUUGUCUACGUCCGCAAGGAGAUGAAGAUGGCGUGGGACCUCUUGCGCGUUAACUUUACGCUGCCCAAGAACGGAGACGGCGGGGCGUUUGCUGCGCUCCAAUCGGUGCUGCUCGUGCUCUUUUGCGUCUACCUCGGCGUGUACCACGAUUUCAACCUUCUGCUCUUGCGCGCUGUAAAGAGCCAAGCCACCGUCAGCACGGACGCCGUCGCUCGCACGGACGCUGUCCUUUGGUUUCGCGGCGGCCACGUCACCAAGUACCCGUGCUUUGACCGGCAAAACCUCUCGGAUCUCAUGGAGACGUUUCGAGCAGAAAGCCGGGUCCACCGAAAAAAGUACCUCCUCGUCGGCGACGGCUACCUCGAGUCGGACAUUCGCCACUCGUGUGCGGUGAUUGAUGUGUGCCACAUCAUUUCGUCCUCGGCGCAGUACCGCAUCAAGGACGAUGACCCGCGCGUGCCCUUGAUUGUCCCCGCGUGGUCGAAAGAUGCUCUUUGCGCCGCGCUCGCAGCCAACGACGAGAUUUUGCCCACGUUGGAGGAGCGCUACGCGCACUCUGGCGGCAGCUUGCGCGCCGUGUUGGACGACGACGCUCGCAUGUACAUUCAAGACAUUUACCAGCACGAGCAUUACAUGCACGUGAAGCACUGCCGGCAGAUCGUCGAUGCCAGAGUCGACCAGCGUUUCUGGACACCCAAGACGAGCGUCGAUGACUUUGAGGAGAUGCUCGGGUGGGUCGAGACGACCGCGAAUGCGUCGCUGCACCAAUCACUCUUUGAAGCCUUUCUGCACAAGCUUGCCUACGACGGCAUCCUCGAGCUGGUGCUCACGCGCUGUGAUAUAUCGACGACGGAGACGCUGGACCUAGCGAUCUUGCCGCAAACAGUGGGCCAACAGCCGCCACGGGACGACACCACAGACGAUGUCGUCUCCAAGCAAUCUUGCAUGGCAUUUCUAUGGACGGGACUGGCCGACGAGAUGUACUGGACGCCGGACCACGUGGUCUUUCCUGGUGUCGACGCGAUCCUCGUGCAAGGCCAGUGCAUAUGCUACCUUCACAUGACGGUGACGCCGGUGCACAGUCUCCAGUGGGACACCAUCACCGAGGUGCUUCAGGCAGUCCAGAGCAACGCGCGUCUCGCCGGCUUUGAACACAAGUAUGUGAUUGUGGCGCCACCAAGCACCGCAUGGGUUCAACACGUAGCACCAAUCAGUGGUCUCCGUGUGUACCUCGCAUCGGCCAGGCACCGAAGGGGCACAAAACGCCUCGUGUCGUUAUUGUAG